CACCAGCACACCGAGUAACAACCCGAACUCCACUGUCUAGCACGCACCAUCACGAGUCCACGAGUCCACGACCUGCUUUGGAACGCGCGACUAAACCCUCGUGAUCACUCUCAUCAUUGUCCUGCUGGCUCGCCCGACCGAUAUCCUGUCUUCCUCUUCCUUAUCAUACUCACAACACAAUAUUCUCACCACUCUUCGCCCUGUAUCGCUCGCCCCGAAAGUCCUACACGCGAUCGGCCAACGGGACUGACCGAACAUGCAACAUGCCGCCGCGCAUGCGUCAACCAUGCUGGAUCCACAACCGUUGACGUCUGCAGCUUCACCGAGCGAUCAUGCCCAUCCUCCGCGCAGCUCACAAGACUCAAGUCUAUCACAAUCUUCAUCCUCACGACCGACAACACUAAACAUAUCUACCAGCGAUGUUUCUACUGCUGCAAUCUCCAAAGUCCACCAUGAAGAACAAGAGGAAUACACACCACCCACCUCUGCCAUAUCCAGUCAGCUUGACUCUCAGGGUACAAGAUCUCCAGGGUUGUCAGAGAAGAAGGAGCAUUCUGUAGACGGGGUAGGGGAGGAUCCUUCGCAAAAGCAAAGGUCAACAUCACGUUCUCAGAGUCCUCUGCCAGACAGUCUCUCAGGCACGAAAAGGACGGCAAGUGGUCAACACAAGAGGUCUAGUGUGAAUGGUCUGGCGGACAUUGUCACCCAAGCAAACGGCGCCAGUCACUCUAGGACUUCGAGUAUGGUAUCAAGCGGCACGAGUGGGAAUGUGCUUGAGCUCUCACAGCAACUCCGCACCAAGCUGAAAUACGCCAUGAUCAAAGUACAGAAUGGCUGGCAGACGCGUUCAUUUGACGAGGUCGAGUCGCUGGCUUCCCAGUCACCUCGAUCGACCAUAUCAGGAUUUCAACAUUCACCCAAGACACAAACCCUACUUUCUCCACGCAGUGCCAUGUCGAGGAAAUAUCAACGCGAAUCGAGCGAGAGCGACUCCUCAGACAGCACAGUCGCCCUCGAGAGUCGAGGUUUGGUCAACAUGUCGGGAAGUCCUCAGGUCGCAGCGCGCCGGGCAUUGGCGCCACCAAUUGACAUCCUUCCCAGUUCUUCGCGUCGUAGACGUGCACCAAACGGCGUGCAUGGGCCCGGAGUACACGCUAGACACAUGCACAUCUCAAGACCUACCACAAGUCAACGGACGCCAAGCCAAAAUGCCGCCAUGGAAGCUGAUGCUGUCGAGACUUUACUCUUCAUGGCCAGUCCCAGUAAUUCAGGAUACAAUCCCUCGACACACUCGUCGCAGGAAUCAUCACUACCAAGAUCGGUCCCUUUUCCAAUAUCAUCACAAACAUCACCGCUUAGGAAUCAGUUUAGUCAGACUUCGAUGACUUCGCCCAAGAAGGUUGCCUUUUCUGAUGGACGGCCUCCGAUCGACAAGGCAGCUCUGAUUGAUCGAAUCCUGGACGAACUGUCCGACGACAGUGACGACGAAUUGGAACAGGCUUUCAGACUCGCGGAGAAAAGCAAGAUAACAGCAUCGGUUUCGACAUGACAUCUAGCAUUUAGGCGAGUAUCUGGCGUUGGGGAAAUAUCUGAUUGAGCACAUUUGCAAGCCCAAUGAGGC
This is a messenger RNA of Exophiala viscosa, 1621 nucleotides long. RefSeq lists its product as uncharacterized. Lineage: Eukaryota; Fungi; Ascomycota; Eurotiomycetes; Chaetothyriales; Herpotrichiellaceae. The record is from RefSeq and is a predicted model, not a curated record. Gene Ontology annotation, biological process: G1/S transition of mitotic cell cycle. Gene Ontology annotation, molecular function: transcription coregulator activity; DNA-binding transcription repressor activity, RNA polymerase II-specific. The transcript is spliced from 2 exons. Gene Ontology annotation, cellular component: cytoplasm; SBF transcription complex. The coding region runs from base 257 to 1549 and encodes 430 amino acids.